Hylaeus anthracinus is the source of this 3589-nucleotide messenger RNA. It is a transcript of the gene gish, whose product is annotated as casein kinase I. Gene Ontology annotation, biological process: endocytosis; positive regulation of canonical Wnt signaling pathway; peptidyl-serine phosphorylation. The transcript is spliced from 11 exons. Gene Ontology annotation, molecular function: ATP binding; protein serine/threonine kinase activity. The record is from RefSeq and is a predicted model, not a curated record. Bases 1271 to 2773 code for a protein of 500 amino acids. Gene Ontology annotation, cellular component: plasma membrane; cytoplasm; nucleus. Lineage: Eukaryota; Metazoa; Arthropoda; Insecta; Hymenoptera; Colletidae.
CGGCCUCGUAACAAAUCUCACCCAUGUCGAGUCGAGCGCGAGAGACAGGAGCGUAAGCUUGUCCGCGAUCGUUCGUCCGCGUUCGACGGCUCUUUCGAAUAGCGUGCGUGUGCGAUCGGUCGAUGGCACGGUCGGGAAAAUAGUCGUAUCUCUCCCAGCGAGGUUCGAAAAGUAAGACACGGAAAGAGUGGCGACCGAGGUGUAACAGAAAGACCGCGAGGAAGACUUGCUCGGUGUUAAUCCGGGCUCGUGUGUGGGCACACAAUAGCCGAACGGGCAUACUGGUGGUGACACGACUGCGGACUUUUCCUUAGACGAGGACCAAGAACAUACGAGACUCGCCAAGUGCACGGUGACCGUGUGUGCGUGUCACCGGGAAAACAGUUUCAGAGCCGCUACGGCGGCGCUCCCCGAAUCGUAACCACAGGAAUCAAGUUCGUGGCGGUGGUGAGGCAGGCCUGUCGCGGUCUGUCUAUCGGGCCACGAGAGAUUGAAACGGUACGAUCGCACGCGGCGGGGCCGUUUGUAAUGGAGGUGGUUUACGAGUGUGUUACCGUGCAAGUGAACAGGUCACGGCGAUGCACGCCGUAUUGACUGAGACGCGACAUUUAUCUGUGACUGUUUCUCCCGGCCGGCCGGGUGAGAAGAAAGCCAAGUUGAAAUUGAUAUGGAAUCGUCCAGGAUCUUCGACGCGACGAACACUCGCUUCCGUCUGUGAUAACCACUAGCCGCAUAGAAACAGGUAGAAACCAGAAGAAGAAUAUAAAGAAAAAAGAAGGGAAAAAGAGAUAUACGUGCAAGCGUUUGCGCGCGUGUUACUCUUCCUUUCCGCACCUUUCUUCGCUUCGGUAUCGAGUGUAAACAAUUUCUCACGAAAUCUGCUUGGAGGUUAGGAUAGCAUGGGGAUUGAUCCCCUGAAGGCAUCGACCGACGGACCGUGACACCUGCGACUCGCCGCGUACACGGUGUGUGUCCCUUGGGUCUGUGGGUGUGUGUGUGUGCGUGCGCGUGUAUCCCCAGGAAGCCGCUCGAGUGAUAUUUCCAUCGGCGGUUGUCCCGAGGGAAGUACACGAAAAGAAAAAUAUGUCAAGAAUGGGGAUCGAUCCCCGAUACGACAACGUACGACGUCGCGAACACUGAUAAUCGACCGGGGGGGGUUUGUUGUUCGACCUGUCCCAGGAGGGAGAGUAUUUCGAGCGUGUUCACAGCAGUUGAACGGACUGUCGCGGGAUAUAUACUCUGCCACGACGGUGGACACUAACGUAGCAAAAUGCAGAAAAGGGACGGCAGAGAUACGCGCGAGAAGGAGCUCGCGCGUAACUCUGAACGCGAACAGGAAGCCGCCAAGAGGACCUCCCGUGGAAGCGGUAACGCCGCCAGAUCCAAUGUGCAUUCCUCGAGGCACAGUGGCACGUCCUCGGCCACCCUGGUACAGAUGGUGGGUCCCAACUUCCGCGUCGGCAAGAAAAUCGGCUGUGGCAACUUCGGCGAACUCCGACUCGGGAAGAAUGUCUACAAUAAUCAGCACAUAGCUAUUAAAAUGGAGCCGAUGAGGUCGAAGGCACCGCAACUUCAUUUAGAAUAUAGGUUUUACAAAUUAUUAGGUACCCACGUAGAGGGUAUACCGGAAGUAUAUUACUUCGGCCCAUGCGGGAAAUUCAACGCCAUGGUGAUGGAGCUGCUUGGCCCGAGUCUGGAGGACCUCUUCGAUCUCUGCGGGAGGAGGUUUACGCUGAAGACAGUUUUGAAUAUCGCCACACAACUCCUCCAUAGGAUAGAGUACGUUCACAGUCGUCACCUGAUCUACCGGGACAUCAAGCCGGAGAACUUCCUGAUAGGACGAUGCACAAACAAAAAGGAGAAGGUCAUUCACAUCAUCGACUUUGGAUUGGCCAAAGAGUACAUAGACCUGGAGACGAACAAACAUAUACCCUAUCGAGAACACAAAAGCCUUACGGGCACGGCGCGUUAUAUGAGUAUCAACACGCAUCUGGGAAAAGAGCAGAGUCGGAGAGACGACUUGGAGGCCCUAGGGCACAUGUUCAUGUACUUCCUGCGUGGUACUCUGCCGUGGCAGGGGCUGAAGGCUGACACCCUGAAGGAACGGUACCAGAAGAUAGGCGACACGAAGCGGAACACCCCUAUCGAGGUUCUCUGCGACGGUCACCCCGAAGAGAUGGCCACCUACUUGCGAUACGUGCGCAGACUGGACUUCUUCGAGAUGCCCGACUACGAAUACCUGCGGAAGCUCUUCAGCGAUCUAGCGGAGAAGAGGGGUUUCGUCAACGACGGCGAGUUCGACUGGACCGGCAAGACGAUGCCAGAAAACUUCGAACAACUUAAAGCUCUUCGGAUGGCUCCUCCCUCUCACGUUGGGAAGACCAAGUCCGACGAGACUACGCCUGUCGGAUCGCUGCAGACCGGACAGGAGAUUAUCGUAUCGCCGAAUCGCGAUCGACAUCCCUAUAAGGAUGCGACAGGUGCAGGGGUGGGAGGAGAGGGCGGUAAAGGGGUGGGAACCACGUGGCCAGAUACUUUGAAGCAAUCUGGAGCUGGUGGUACAUUGACACCUGCUGACAGGCAUGGUUCGGUACAGGUGGUGUCCUCAACGAACGGGGAGUUGCAAAACGACGAUCCCACCGCAGGACACUCGAACACACCGAUUACAGCACCUCAAGAAGUGGACAUGGUCGACGAAACCAAUGUUGGCUUUAUUUACAGAUGCUGUUGCUUCUUCAAACGGAAGAAGAAGAAAAGUGGAAGGCAAAAGUGACUGUUCUCCUCGUUCACGAGGUGGCACUACAGUGCGUGUGUAACAGUGAGGAUGAAGUUUGGAAGAAGGAACGUAUCGCAGCGGCAGUGCGAAUCGGUGAACGCGACGGGACCACCGCGACCAGAGAAGCUGCGGCCGAUGCGGGAAGGAGGGCAGCCGUUACCUAGCUACGUGCCGGAAGUCGGUCCGCUUCUUGAGAUUCGGUGCUGCACACCAUCGCCACGAUGACACGCCCGUAGCCACCGUUAUCAAAUUAAAUCACCACACAGCCAUCAUUAUUACUGCUAUUAUUAUUACCAUUAUUAUUAUCAUUACUAUUGUCACGAUUAACUUUUGCUCUUCUUCCUUUCCUUCUUACGUUUAUUAUUAUUAUUAUUAAUAUUAUUAUUAUUAUUAUUAUUAUUAUUAUUAUUACUAUUAUGAUUAUUAUCACGAUUAUUGUAUUAUUAUUUUAUUAUUAUUAUUGUCAUCGUCUAUGAUUAUCAUUGUCAUAUCUCGUUUACGAUCGUCGUUUAUUGAAUCAACAGUCGUUGUUAACGAUAUAUACAUACAUACUUGUAACUCGUCACCGUUGAUUAAGGACAGUUCCCGUGGCCGUCGUCGUCGGCCCCGACGAACAUUCAGUACUGGCAAAAAUCCGGUGUCCAUCACCAACGUACACGUAAGAAGUAAGGAAUUGACGUGCCGAUGGUGAAAGAACGCGUUUGUGCCUACGACACUAUUAAUCAUGUACCGCCGGCUGGCAAAUCAUUCAACAACCAACGCCGAUUACUGCGAAAUUAAAACUAAAAAAAAAAAAAAAAAAAAAUAGAAAAA